This is a messenger RNA of Fraxinus pennsylvanica, 339 nucleotides long. The record is from the annotation of a GenBank genome assembly. Lineage: Eukaryota; Viridiplantae; Streptophyta; Magnoliopsida; Lamiales; Oleaceae.
AUGAUGAAUUCCAAUCCUGAAACAGUAUCUACAGAUUAUGACACCAGUGAUCGACUCUACUUUGAACCUCUUACAGUUGAGGAUGUUUUCAAUAUUAUCGACUGGGAAGGACCUGAUGGCAUCAUUGUGCAAUUUGGAGGUCAAACUCCACUGAAAAUGUCUAUUUCGAUUCAGCAGUACUUAGAUGAGAGCAAGCCAAAGUGUCGAAGUGGUCAUGGAUUUGUUUGUAUUUGGGGGACAUCACCGGAUUCUAUUGAUGCUGCUGAGGAUAGAGAGAGAUUCAACGCAAUCUUGAAGGAAUUAGAGAUUGAACAGCCAAAAAUAGGAAUUGCAGAGUGA